GAAGAGCGAGGUGAGUGCGGACGUCAGAGUGGAGAGCGGAAGGUCAGGGCGACUCGGAGCGGAAGUGAGACAGGGGAGUCUGUCCGCCAUUGUGGACCGGAGAAGCGUAGAGCAAGAGGGAGAAAAGGAGCGUGCAGGCGGAGAAACGGGCCCCUUCCGCCUACUCCCGAGUGCGAAUUCCUGUUUCUGGCUUCUCAGCGAGCGGCCGCAGCGGCGGCGGCUGGAACACUUUCUCGGCUGAGGGCGGCAGCCAACUGGUGUGAGUGCACGGGGAGAGGCCCAGGCGGCGGCGGCAGCAGCAGCAGCUCUCGGGUUGCGGUGAAGAAUGUCAGCCACUAGCGUGGAUCAGAGACCUAAAGGGCAAGGAAAUAAAGGUGGGAAAACAUGAUGCACAGAUCUGUUGACUUUCCUAACUUGAUGUAGUCAGGACCAGAACAAAGAACCACCUGGCUCCUAAGGCCCAUGUUCUAUCUUGAUUUGACUCUGCUUCAUAGAGCAGAGGAAACAGGCGAAGGAUCAUUUUCAGUACAAAACGGUUCGAUUCAUCAAAAAGAUGCUGUAAAUGAUGAUGAUUUUGAGCCAUACCUAAGUAGCCAGACAAAUCAGAGUAACAGCUAUCCACCAAUGUCAGAUCCAUACAUGCCUAGUUACUAUGCUCCAUCCAUUGGAUUCCCAUAUUCUCUUGGUGAAGCAGCAUGGUCGACUGCUGGAGACCAACCUAUGCCAUAUCUGACAACCUAUGGACAAAUGAGUAAUGGAGAACAUCAUUAUAUACCAGAUGGUGUAUUUAGUCAACCUGGGGCAUUAGGAAAUACCCCUCCGUUUCUUGGUCAACAUGGAUUUAACUUUUUUCCUGGUAAUGCUGAUUUCUCUACAUGGGGUACAAGUGGAUCUCAGGGACAAUCAACACAAAGUUCUGCUUAUAGUAGCAGUUAUGGCUAUCCACCUAGUUCUCUUGGGAGAGCUAUUACUGAUGGACAGGCUGGAUUUGGCAAUGACACUUUGAGUAAGAUGCCUGGCAUAAGCAGUAUUGAGCAAGGCAUGACUGGACUGAAAAUUGGUGGUGACCUGACAGCUGCAGUGACAAAAACUGUAGGUACAGCCUUGAGCAGCACUGGUAUGACGAGCAUUGCAACCAAUAGUGUGCCCCCAGUUAGCAGUGCAGCACCUAAACCAACCUCCUGGGCUGCCAUUGCCCGAAAGCCUGCGAAACCUCAACCGAAACUUAAACCCAAGGGCAAUGUGGGAAUAGGGGGUUCUGCUGUGCCACCACCUCCUAUAAAACACAACAUGAAUAUUGGAACUUGGGAUGAAAAGGGGUCAGUGGUAAAGGCUCCACCAACCCAACCAGUUCUGCCUCCUCAAACUAUAAUCCAGCAGCCUCAGCCAUUAAUUCAACCACCACCUUUGGUGCAAAGCCAACUGCCUCAACAGCAGCCUCAGCCACCACAACCACAGCAGCAACAAGGACCUCAGCCACAGGCCCAGCCUCAUCAAGUGCAGCCCCAACAACCACAGCUGCAGAAUCGCUGGGUAGCUCCUCGUAACAGAGGAGCAGGUUUCAAUCAGAGCAAUGGAGCGGGCAAUGAAAACUUUGGUUUAGGUGUUGUUCCUGUCAGUGCUUCACCUUCUAGUGUGGAAGUGCAUCCCGUGCUGGAAAAGCUAAAGGCCAUAAACAACUAUAAUCCCAAAGACUUUGAUUGGAACCUGAAGAAUGGACGUGUGUUUAUAAUCAAAAGUUAUUCUGAAGAUGAUAUACAUCGUUCCAUUAAGUACUCUAUCUGGUGUAGUACUGAGCAUGGUAAUAAGCGUUUGGAUGCAGCUUACCGUUCCCUGAAUGGGAAAGGUCCACUCUAUUUACUCUUCAGUGUGAAUGGUAGUGGACAUUUUUGUGGAGUGGCUGAGAUGAAGUCUGUGGUGGACUAUAAUGCAUAUGCUGGUGUCUGGUCUCAGGAUAAGUGGAAGGGCAAAUUUGAAGUUAAAUGGAUCUUUGUUAAAGAUGUCCCCAAUAACCAAUUACGGCAUAUUCGUUUAGAAAAUAAUGACAACAAACCAGUUACCAAUUCAAGGGACACUCAAGAGGUACCCCUAGAAAAAGCUAAGCAAGUGCUUAAAAUAAUUGCUACUUUCAAGCAUACCACCUCAAUCUUCGAUGACUUUGCACAUUAUGAAAAGCGUCAAGAAGAGGAGGAAGCCAUGCGUAGGGAGAGAAAUAGAAACAAACAAUAACCUUAUGGAGAUAAUCCUAUUAGAAUUACAACACUAAUGACGUAGACUCUGGAAAUGCCUAAUAAGUCAAAGAAGACGUUAUUAAAGCUUUUUUUCUGCUUAAGGUGACAUCUUUGAACACUUUAACACAGAAUUGACUCUUCUUGUAAUGGUUUUCAUCAGCGCAUAUGCCCUUAUACUCUCACCAAACACACUUGAGAACUGUAACUUCGUCAAGCACUUUCUGUCCUGAAGCUUUUACCAGUAUCUGCUGUCUUUUGUAAUUAUGCAUCCUAGCUAAGGCACAGAAGACUGAAUGAAUGCAAGGAUUCAUUAACUCUUUGAAUUUGUUAAAUACUAACAGUUAACCAUAAGAAGUGGUUCAAUGAUGUAAGAGUCACACUGCUUCAAUUUUUCUUUGUUGUAGUUUUUAAAUUGUCAAUUUUUAGCUAUUUGACAGAUUAAAAGCAAAAUAAUCAUGCCAUAUUUAGUCCUGGAGUUCAAGUCUAAAUGUUUAUGUGGAAAAUUAUUGUAGUAAACUUUUAAUAAGGCAAAGCAACCUUAAGCUCUAUUUUAGCCAAAUGAAACAUUAUCUGAAAUUAUAUUAGAACAUUUCCCUUGUCUUCAAUUUGUUCGGUGUAACAAAAUACUGAUAUGCAGCUUGGUGGAUUUCACCAGUUAAUGCACAUUCUUCUCCCUUCCUUCCCCCAGUAUGUAUACUGAAAAAAUGUGCAUUUGUCUGAGGAAUUAUUUUGUUUGCUACCACUUAAUGAAUCUCAAAAUUUUGAGUAAAUGUACCUCAGUCUAAUCAGACUUUUUAUGACCUUUAUAACUACAUUUAAAACCCUUAAUCCCUAUUUCUGGGUGUUUGCGAGCCUGAUUGCUAUCAUGAAGUAAAAAUUUAUUAUUCUAGAUAUUCAUUAGCAAAAUAAACACAUAGUUCUUGUUUAGCAAGUAUAUAUACUGUUCCUCAACUUCUCCAGCUUUUGCAGUGUCCUGGCAUCCUUAAAAUACUUUGAAAAUAUGGCCUUGAUCCAUGGAUUAAAUCAGUAUCUAAGUGAAUGUGUUGAUGUUUUAUUGAUCAGAGCUAUAUAAAUGGGAAUACAGCAUAUAUCUGGGUAUUCUUUUAGUUAUCCUUUUUUUAACAUCUUUUUUUAAUUAAUUACAUAUCAACAUUAAUUUUAUAUCUGGAAACAAAUUGAUUUUGUUAUAAUGAUAAUGUGUGAAGCAUCUGUAUUAACUGAGUUGAUGGCAUAAGGUUGUGAAGAUAUUGUACUGCCCCUUAUAUUACUGUUAUAAAAGAAGACUGUAGAAAGGCGAUAUGUUAUUAAGGGUGGAAAUAGCAAUACAGUAGAUUUGAAUACCUUGAUGUUUUCCAUUACUCCACUUAUGUUUACAUCAUGUUUAGAAGUAUUUUCAUUUACUGUGGUCUUUGGUCACUUCAAUUAAAAGAAAUUUAGUUGCAUAUUUCUUUGAGGCUUUCAGUUAUAGAAUUUUUUUAUAUAAUAUUUUCUUAAAAUGUACAAAUACUGUAGUCAAAUGAAAAAAGUUACAGUAUUUGGAGAUAACCAUAGCUACUUCACAGUUCUUUAGUAGUUAGUCCCAGAGUAAUUAUAUUAGUGUUUACUGAAGGGAACAUCAAAAUACAGUAUAUUACAAAAUAAAGACUUUCUUAAAGGAAAAUUGCACCUAUUUUACCUUUUUAAGAGUUUAAGAAAUAAGCCAUGAAAUCUUGUAAAAUGUCUCUUUUAACUAUUUAUAAUGAAAAUUGGCAUUUGGAUAUAGUCACUGUAGCAGUGUUCUACAUCCCUAAUAUUACAUAUAGAUAAGGCACAAUAGUCAAAUAUGACUGUUGUCAUUUUGGAGGUCUAUUAGAGAAAACUUUAAAGGGAGUGACUUUGUAGGAAGGAUUUGAGUUCUCUCCCUGAGAUUCUCUUUUUCUUGGUGCUUUAUUAGCAACUCUGAAUAUUUUUAUAAAAAUAGUUACAUUACAAAUGAAUAAACUUGUUUAAUUAACAUUAAAUUUCUAUGUGAGAAGUGUCAUGGAAACAGCAAGCAAGCUGAUUGCCGUAUCAGACUCAGAAAUGUCAAGUGUAAUUGAAUAGUCUGUCCAUGGUGAGGAGUACAUCCCAGUGCCUUUAACCUGGAUUUCUAAUCUUAAAUUAAAUGGGUGCAGCAUUCCUUUGGAAACAAAAAAACAAGUUUGUUUUCUUAUUUUUCACUUGAUAAUUUUGUGCUUUUGUCAUUUAAAGUUUCUCCAGAACUCCCACCUUACUCUAACUCUGAGUUCUGUCAAGGGUAUUGCAAGACAUUUCUCCCCUAAGUGAUUAUCAUUGGUUGUCUCAAUAGCACAACUAACUGAAUGUUUCUUAACUACUGUAGACACCAAAGGGAAAGAACCUGGGCUCUACAAUAGGAAACACAGCAAAUGUUUGAUUAAUCACAAAUUAAAAAAAAAAAAAUCACUGGCCUAGUAAAUUUCAUGCUUAAUGUUUCUUGAAGUUCUGGCUAUGAAAUGUUUCUUAUUAAAAUUAUGUGGGUAUUUUAUUUUGAAAGGUAUUAUAGUUUGUAUAUUUAAACAGUAAGGGGAAAAAUGUAACCAAAAUUAGUAUUCUUUUCUAUACAUGUUGGUACUUGAAGAUUCCUUUCAAAAGAAACCCCAGUCUUUUCCUAAUUUCAAUACUUAAUUCUUCAUUUUAACUUGUGAUCUUUCUAAUUCAAAAGCUGUGUUCUUUUUGAAUACCAUGCAUGGGGGAUAAGCUGAUGUUAAAACAGUUUGCAAUAAAAAAAAGAAUCAGCUUGAGUCAUUUAAUCAUUUCAGAUGCAUCCUUUAAAAAUCAGUUUGAGAAAUUUAAGAGAAUUUUGUUUUCGGUAAGUUUUGCAUAUCUUUCGUUAAUGCCAUGUAAAUUCCCUUUUUUAUAUGUUUAAAGGGAGGCUAUGAUAAAAUGAUUUAAUUCAUUUAUAUUCACUUGUAGCAAUUACAUGGGAAAUUGAAUUUUGUGGUGUUUGGGUUUGUUCAUUCCUGUGAAUGAUGGUACAGUUAGGUGAGAUUUUUUGUUAUGGUACCCAAACUCACCAUUUGGUCCUCUUUAAUCUUUGAGGGUUUCAAUAAAAAUUGUUCACUCAUA
Molecule: messenger RNA, 5336 nt
Organism: Chrysochloris asiatica (Cape golden mole)
Lineage: Eukaryota; Metazoa; Chordata; Mammalia; Afrosoricida; Chrysochloridae
Gene: YTHDF3
Product: YTH domain family, member 3
Exons: 6
Coding region: 463-2229 (588 amino acids)
Biological process (GO): mRNA destabilization
Cellular component (GO): cytoplasm
Molecular function (GO): N6-methyladenosine-containing RNA reader activity; mRNA binding
Source: RefSeq, a predicted model, not a curated record